Oncorhynchus nerka (sockeye salmon) is the source of this 897-nucleotide messenger RNA. Its product is annotated as F-box/LRR-repeat protein 16-like. The transcript is spliced from 5 exons. Gene Ontology annotation, molecular function: protein binding. Gene Ontology annotation, cellular component: cytoplasm. NCBI's taxonomy places the organism in Eukaryota, Metazoa, Chordata, Actinopteri, Salmoniformes, Salmonidae. The coding region runs from base 1 to 897 and encodes 298 amino acids. The record is from RefSeq and is a predicted model, not a curated record.
AUGACCUUUAAAUGUCUAGCGUGCUCUACCUGGCAUCUACUGCUGAUCCGAGUGAUGCUGGAACAGAUGCAGGGUCUGAUGCAUCUGGAGUUGGCCGGUUGUAAUGACUUCACGGAGGCCGGUCUGUGGUCCAGCCUGAACGCACGGCUCACCUCGCUCAGCGUCAGCGACUGUAUCAACGUAGCAGACGACGCCAUUGCUGCCAUCUCACAGCUACUGCCCAACCUGUCAGAGCUCAGCCUGCAGGCCUACCACGUAACCGACACAGCCAUGGCUUACUUCACAGCCAAACAGCCUGCAGGCCUACCACGUAACCGACACAGCCAUGGCUUACUUCACAGCCAAACAGGUAGGUUACAAUCCUACACUGUUAUAGAGAGCACACAGCUACUGCCCAACCUGUCAGAGCUCAGCCUGCAGGCCUACCACGUAACCGACACAGCCAUGGCUUACUUCACAGCCAAACAGGGCUACACCACUCACACACUGCGUCUCCACUCGUGUUGGGAGAUCACCAACCAUGGUGUGGUUAACAUGGUCCACAGCCUGCCCAACCUCACGGCUCUGAGCCUGUCAGGCUGCUCUAAAAUCACUGAUGACGGGGUGGAGCUGGUAGCAGAGAACCUGAGGAAGCUGCGGAGCCUGGACCUCUCCUGGUGCCCACGCAUCACUGACAUGGCCCUGGAGUACAUCGCCUGUGAUCUCCACAAACUAGAGGAGCUGGUACUGGACAGAUGUGUGAGGAUUACAGAUACAGGUCUAGGUUACCUGUCCACCAUGUCUUCUUUGAGGAGUCUCUACCUGCGCUGGUGCUGUCAGGUACAGUACACACUAGACCCUUACACCAGGGAUCAUCAACUAGAUUCAGACAGGAACAUAAUUACAAAUCAUUUGUAG